UUUGUCUCAUUUAGCUUCUGUCUGAGCCAGUGACUACCUGUGAGUCACCAUGACAACAAAACAGCCUCCCCCUCUGAUGAAGAAGCACAGCCAGACAGACCUUGUGAGUCGUUUGAAGACAAGGAAGAUCCUGGGGGUUGGGGGGGAGGACGAUGAUGGAGAAGUUCACAGAUCAAAGAUAAGUCAAGUCUUGGGCAAUGAAAUAAAGUUUGCUAUGAGGGAACCCUUGGGGCUCAGGGUUUGGCAAUUUGUGUCAGCCGUCAUAUUUUCUGGGGUUGCCAUUAUGGCUCUCACAUUUCCUGAUCAGCUCUACGAUGCUGUCUUUGAAGAAGAGUCUGUCAAUAGCAAGACACCCAUCCGUCUGUAUGGAGGAGCCUUGCUUAGUAUCUCCCUCAUCAUGUGGAAUGCCUUGUACACAGCUGAGAAGGUCAUCAUACGUUGGACCCUACUGACAGAAGCAUGCUAUUUUGGAAUUCAGUUCUUGGUGACCACCAUCACCCUGGUUGAGAUGGGCCAGGCAUCCCUGGGAGCUGCACUCCUGCUCAUCAGCAGAGUCCUCUUUGUCUGCAUCAGCAUUUAUUAUUAUUACCAAGUUGGACGCCGACCCAAGAAAGUGUGAUUUCUGAGGCUUCCCAAGGGUGGGGGCCAGGGUGGAGGGCUUGUGUCAUAAACUUUGCAUUCUUCUUGUUCACUUUGGGGGGUUUUGGGUUUUUUUUUUAAAGAUCAGACAUUCUUCUUAAUUAUGGCAUGCAUCAUAGUAUAAAUCCAGUGUUGGUACCAAUGCCAGAUGAGAGGAGAUACCAGAGCUUGACGGGCUCCAUGAAGCCUGAUUGGAGGGAGUGAGAAAAAUGAGAGCAGGGACAAGAAGGGGGUUAGACAGAUUCAGAGUGGGAGCAGGGAGGAGAAUUUGUUUUACAGAAAAAGGACAGCAAAUAAAGACGACUGUAGCAUAUGGUCAAAAAUGCCUAUAUAAUGCAUUGAGGCUGAAUUCAAACAUAGAUAUAGAGGGUAGGCUGAUAGGGAGCAUCUUCUGCCAUGGGGUCAUCUGGUCUUGGUGCUUGGGACACUUGACAGUGUUUGCUCAAUAUAAAGCACAACAGGAGGCAGCAUUAAGCCUUACCAUUUCACUUCCAGGUAGGAAGACUAGAAACCUUUAAGAAAUGCCACGGAAACUGGUAUUGCUGCCCCCAUCCCAGUUGCCCUUUUAAUAAGCAUUAGCUAUAGUCAUCUAUGUAUUAAUGCUGGCUGGUUUUUCUACCAGACUACCUUUUUAAAAAACAAAACCAAAAAAAACAACGGUUCUGUGUUUGUGGGUUUUUAAAAAUUAGACUUAUUCCUAUUUGCUUAUGCUGCUUAUGACUUCUGGUGGUCUUUGAGCACUGGAACAACUUUCAGACAAUUCUGGAUACAGCUUAUUGAAAAGGGAACUUAUAGUUCACCUCCCACACAAAGUUGCACAAUCUCUUUGUUAAGGAAAUGUAAAUUCAGCAUAAUACACCCUAUUAUGCAUUUUUACAAAUGGGCUACCAAGCUGUAACCACCUGAAGUUUAAAUAUUGUACUUUAUAAUAUAUGGAUACAGAUAAUUGAUGAAGGCAUAGGAAAACACUCCCAUAAUACUGAUGCAUAUACUUACUUCCAUAGGAUGGAGAUCUGUGAUAUUUAAAUACACACACACACUUAAAUACAGGCUGGGGAAAAUUAACAAACACUUUGGUGGUCCUUCAAGCCCUUUGGAUAUGAACACACAUGAAGCUGCCUUAGAUUGAAUCAGGCCAUCUAUCUAAGGUCAGUACAGCCUACUCAGGCUGGAAAUGGCUCUUCAGGGUCUUAGGUAGAGUUCUUUCAUGUUACCUACUGCCUGGUCCUUUUAACUAUGGAUGCUGAAGACUGAAUCUGGGAUCUUCUUGCUGAAAACAGGAGGCUAUUCCAGUGUCAUAGCCCCUCCCUUUGGAGAGAUAUGGAAGGAUAUGAACACUGAGUGUUUUAAGUAUAGGUGGAUAUGCACAUAUACGAUUCCUGUCCUACUUUCUAUAAGGCAGCAAGAGCCUAAGAAGGCCUGCACUCCUCUGGACAUGUAGAAUUGCCAGAUUUAUCAAUAUGUGAACCAGCCCCAUUGCCCUAAAUCAGUGCCUGGAAAGGUAUUUCAGUUUAAUUUGUUCUUUGUGCAUAUUGUAGAGAUUCCCCUAAAACCACAGUAAGCCUUCUAUUCAAGAGCAUCCGGUGAGGGGGACCUCAAGCCAGAGAGCUUCAUGUUGUUCCCCACACCAUUAUGUAUUAUCAGUCUUUCCACCUUUGCUGUCCCUUUACACUGGUAAGGAGAAUACAGUCCAUGAGUACCUCAGGAUGUAGUUCAGUACAGAACUUCUCACUCCUGGAUGAUGUGAUUCACAGAAGGUAUGUAAAUUUGUUAGUGAGCAUUGAGACACUUCCCCAUGCCACAGUUGUACAAAUUUAAAGAUAGAUGCUGCAUCCAUUGGCUUAACCUCCUUUCCAGUGUGAGUUGCAGCAGAAACUUGUUAUUUUUUAAACAAUAAAUAUUUAGGCAUACUAGUUAUUGGCAUUUAUAUUUAUUCAAAAUUGAUCACACUGACCACUAAGUAAACGUUUUGUCAAUCUCCAUUUCCUUAAAGUUGGUUGUAUUGAUGUGUGUGUGUCUCUCAAAAGGCUAGAGUAAAUAAAAGUAGACUAGAGGAAUUAUUACUGCUGUAGAUGGUUGAUGUAGGGUCAGUGAAUCUUUCCUAGGUACGAAGCCCUCCUUAUCUUCAGUAGGCCAACAGACCAAAGUUUGAAAUUCCUCAUCCCUUCCUUUGGGGGUUCUUGUAGAUGGACUCUAGAGUGAUUGUUUUGGUUGAGGAGUCCGCAAAUGUAAUAGGACCUUCUUUGGUAGAAGCUGGGGACACUGUUCCAGCUUUCUUCCUUUAGCUUUUCAUAAACUCAAUAAAAAGUUCAAUGUA
Messenger RNA from Heteronotia binoei (common prickly gecko), 2956 nucleotides. It is a transcript of the gene TP53I11, whose product is annotated as tumor protein p53 inducible protein 11. The transcript has 6 exons. Lineage: Eukaryota; Metazoa; Chordata; Lepidosauria; Squamata; Gekkonidae. The record is from RefSeq and is a predicted model, not a curated record. The coding region runs from base 50 to 619 and encodes 189 amino acids.